This is a messenger RNA of Zasmidium cellare ATCC 36951, 1206 nucleotides long. RefSeq lists its product as uncharacterized. The record is from RefSeq and is a predicted model, not a curated record. The transcript is spliced from 2 exons. NCBI's taxonomy places the organism in Eukaryota, Fungi, Ascomycota, Dothideomycetes, Mycosphaerellales, Mycosphaerellaceae. Gene Ontology annotation, molecular function: FAD binding. The coding region runs from base 1 to 1206 and encodes 401 amino acids.
AUGUCGUCCCCAAAGUUCCCCUGGACCGACUCCAACCCCGUCAUCAUAAUGGGGGCCGGUUUCGCAGGGCUAGCUCUUGCCCAAGGUCUGCACGUCCGAAAAAUCCCUUUCCUCGUCUUCGAGCAAGACGAGCUCUCAACACGGCCUUACGGACACAGAUUCAGACUCGAUGAGGCGGGCAUCGACGCCUUGCUGGAGACAAUAUCGCCUGAGCUAGGCGAUCUGUUUGAGAAGACUUUUCCGAGGUUGAUCAGCAAGGCUCCCAAGAUUCGUGAUGCGAGGACGUUAGAGGAGAUGCCGCUGCCGUCAAGGCCGGAGCCGACUGGGAAAGGACCGUUGCCGAUUGAUCGGACAUGGAUCUUGCAGCUCCUGGCACUUGGGAUCGAGGACAAGAUUCACCGCGGGAAGACCUUUCUUUCUUACGAGAUACUCCCAUCAGGGGUCCGGGUCCACUUUUCCGACAGCAUCUCCGUGACAGGCUGUCUGCUCGUGGGAGCAGACGGGGUCCGGAGCAAAGUACGUCGUCAACUCCAGCCAGACCGUAAACUCCUCGAUAUGGAGCGCCAGAUUAUUUGGGGACGGACUUGGAUCACACCCAGAUUCGCUGAGGAAUAUAGUCCGGAAGCCAACACGUGGCUCGUUGCCUUAGAUCAAGAAUCUCGAAAGAACAACGUCGUUCUCGAGCCGAUUCUGUGGCGAGAUAACAUGAGCAAAUUGUCGGGCGGCAGGCUACCCGAUACAGAGGACUAUCUCUACUGGGCAUUUGCAACGGAAGCACCAGAGAGUAAUGCCCCUCGAACACCAGACGAACUGAAAGCGUAUAUAUCCGAGCACACAAAAGGCUGGCAUCUAAAGUUCCUCCCACUCUUCGAAUACGCAGAUUGGAACCUGGCAGUCGGCACCAGGAUAUACUCCAGCAAGCCAGAUAUCGGCGACGUCUCCAACGGCAAGGGCUCUGUGAUCCUCAUAGGUGACUCCGCGAACCCCAUGACACCUCAAGGCGGUCUUGGUGGCAGUACGGCUGUUCAGACUGCUGCUGAUCUCUGUCGGACUCUCGAGAAAGACGGAUGGAGUGAGGAGAAUAUGGCGGCUUUCCAUGAGAGGGUGAAGGUGCUCGCCAAGAGGUCGAUUGAGAUAUCCUUCGCCACGAACAAGAUAAUGACCGCUGGUAAGGAUUGGCAGGAGUUUGCAGAGGUCGAACGUUAG